Aegilops tauschii subsp. strangulata is the source of this 873-nucleotide messenger RNA. RefSeq lists its product as uncharacterized. Gene Ontology annotation, molecular function: protein binding. The record is from RefSeq and is a predicted model, not a curated record. NCBI's taxonomy places the organism in Eukaryota, Viridiplantae, Streptophyta, Magnoliopsida, Poales, Poaceae.
AUGGCGGCGAAGCUGGGCGAGAUUGAGGAGCUCGUCGAGGAGAUCCUCAUCCGCCUCCCUAAGGACGAGCCUGGUAAUCUCCUCCGCUCCUCCCUCGCCUACAAGCCAUGGCGCGACCUCCUCGCCAGCCACGCCUUCCGUCGCCACCACGACGACUUCCACCGAACACCUCCCAUGCCUGGCUUCCUCCGCGACUGGCCGGAACUCAGCAUCGAGUUCUUCCCCACCACGGAUUUCCUGGCGCGCGGUCCCGACCCCCAGCACCAAUAUGCCGUGGAAGAUUGUCGCCACGGCCGUGUCCUCCUUCGGUACUUCGAUGAGGAUGAGGAUAUGCCAUUGCUGGUCAUCUGGGACCCCAUGACGGGCAGCGAAACAGUGCUUGGCAGCCUCGAAAUGUCGGAAAAGGCAAGGUCGUUUGCCUCAGUGAUCUGUGCUGCGGACAGCUGCCGCCACGGUGACUGCCAUUCCGGUCCAUUCCGCGUCGUUUUCGUAAUCCUUCACCAGGAAGAGGAGGUCGCUACGGCGUCCGUGUACUCAUCGGAGACGGCUAGUUGGAGCUCUUCGGCGGUCACCGAUGUUGGUACGUUUGAGGAUGAAGUCUAUUUCUCCAUGCCUAGUGUCCUCGCAGGAGACGCGCUCUAUUUCCUCCUUUUCCGGGGCCAGGAUGUUGAAGGUUGCAGUAUUCUCAAGUACGACUUGGGAACCUCCUGUCUGUCAGAGAUUCAUCUGUCGGAGGAGAUGCAGGAUGCCAGCGACAAUCCUAUCCUGAUGGUGGGGGAAGACGCGGCGGCUGGUGUUGUCGUUGAAGCAUCAAGUGAUGAUGAUGGACAUGGCAAUGAGGAAGCAGAAGUCUCAAGCAUUGAAGAAGUUUAG